AUGCAAAUCUACGCCAAGAAGAAUGGUACAGUACACAACACAUUCUACGAUGGUAACCAUGCGCUCUUCAUAACAGAACAAAACGCCUUCCUAUUACAGGAGAAACAGCAACAAAAGAACAAGAAGAUUAGUUCGCAGAUAGUGAUUCUGAAGAAAACUGUUUUCAAAGCUAAAAACUGCAAAAGUGAAGUUGACCUUUGGUUCCGAGGACAAAUCGGCUGGUGUUUCUCGGAUGAUAUGAGCUUUCUAAAAUCACGUGUUUCAUCGCUAUCCUCAAGUGGCGGCAAUCUCUACGACCACCACCGAACCUCCCCUUUCGUGGAAUAUACAGAAGGUGAAACCGUUCGUAAAGACGAUAUUUUGGUAUGUCAGGCAAAGAUGAACUACCAUCCUGGACUCAAUGUGUACUUCGAAGCCGACCGAACUGAGAAGGUUCUGAGAUCUGCAUGUGACGGCGUUGUUCGGAUAACAACAGAGCUAAUUAAUCCAGAUUUGACAAAUCCUGAAAUGACCGUUUAUGAGUACAAGAAGGAUAUCGAAUUGCGGAAACUCACUUUUAAUGUAGUGCCAUUUGAAAUGUCCAAAACUUUCAAUCUUGGCGUCAAUCGUGAGAUGGAGAGGAACUGUGAAGGACCGAAUUUGAAAAGGGAUGUUCAUCGAAUCUUAGAAUUGAUUGAGCAUGUACAAGGAACAGGAGAAGUGAAUUCACCUGAGUUGGCCUCUCUCCAAAGAAUUCUUCAAUCCGACUUCUUCAAUGCCGUGCGUGAGGUUUACGAAACGGUGUACGAAAUAGUGGAUGUGGAGGGGCCUCCAGAGGUGCGGGCUUCUGCUACUGCAAAAGCAACCGUUGCCGCAUUUGCCGCUGCUGAAGGACAGGCUCACCCACGUACAGUCGAAUUACCAAAAACCGAUCAAGGCCUGGGAUUCAACGUUAUGGGUGGAAAGGAAGCAAAACUCUCCCAUUUACAUAUCGAGAAUGUGGAAAGCGAAUGUCAUGAGAGGGCUGUUGAUCUGCUGAAAUCUGCGCAAGGCACAGUGCGACUCGUUGUUCGAUACACGCCGCGUCUGUUAGAUGAAAUGGAACGAGUCGUAGUAUAUUGUGCAUCACGGUUGUCUCGUAAUUUCUGCAUAAGCAGCAGUUCCCUUAAACCGCUAACAGCUGAGGACGUCAAGAAUGACGACCGACUUUGGAAAGGCGAUAAUGUCGAAGUUGUCAUUGACGAGAUGUCCCUGGCAUAUCUGCGUGGAGCGACGAUUGACUACAUGGAGGACUUGAUGAAAGCCUCAUUCCGCGUUGUAAAUAACCCUAUCGCAGAAAAAGGUUGCUCAUGUGGGUCGAGUUUUGCACCGAAGAUGGGACUAAGCAAGGCAAUUCACGAUGGCGGCAACAGCAGGAUUACAGAAAAGCGAACUAUGAAGAUUCUCAGCCAGUCACAGUCGAAAGGGAGGCGAUGGUGGUAUGCAUCAGGUGCUCCUUUACUUGGGCUCUCCUGGUUUGUCACUUUGAAGGAUAUGUUAGGCAUUAAACCUGUAAAGCUAGACAAGGAUCCACUGAAGGAGAAAGUCAAGCAGUCAUGGCUGCAUCGAAAAUAUGGCCGGUAUACGGAAGCAGUUCAGGUUUUAGAGAUUGCUUUGGAGGAAGCUGAAGAACGCAAAGAGACUUUACCAAUAACUCGAAUUUAUGAUGAGUUAGCCAACACCUACUAUGAGAUGGGCAGUCAUGAGGAAGCCAUCAAAUAUUUUCAAAUUGUAAUUAAUCGUUUGAUUGGCUUACACGGAAAGCGCGACAGUGAUCCUGAGUUCAUCGGUGUGUCCUUGAAAUUAGCAGAUAUUUUUGCACAAAAAGGACAGCUUGAUGAUGCCGAGACAGGGUCAGUUGAUGACACCAUGAAUAGGCCAAGCGAGCGUCACGGGUGCGCUCAUCAGAAGGAUAGACACUGGUUGACACCCAAGGAGGAGUUUACACAGAUCCUCUUGCUCUGUUCGGCAUGUAUAACUUAUCGUGAUGAGAAUCGAUUACGUGAAGCAGAAGAGUAUAUGGAUGAAGUAAUGAAGAUCUGUUAUCAGAUUUAUGGAGCCAGCUCAUUUCAUACGAUCAAUCUGCUCAAUAACUUCGGUGCUGCCCUUAAUCCUAGGAAUAGGUUUGAAUUGGCGGUGAAGUAUCUUUCAAUCGGUAUCGAACGGAUAUUAUUUGUGAAUGAAUGUGCCAGCAUGAUCUCUGGCUAUUACUGCAAUUAUGCUGAAGCUCUUUUCCAUGUUGGAAGAAAGGACGAAGCUCUCGAGUGGGCCAGGAAAGCCGUGUUAGUAAGCAAGUCUGAAGAACCUCGUGUGCAACGUUAUGCUGAAAGGUUUUUACGUGAUCUCGAGAAAGACGCAAAAGGAAAGCGGACACGAUCGUGGUGGUUACUUUGGUGA
Molecule: messenger RNA, 2415 nt
Organism: Ostertagia ostertagi
Lineage: Eukaryota; Metazoa; Nematoda; Chromadorea; Rhabditida; Trichostrongylidae
Source: the annotation of a GenBank genome assembly